Cordyceps fumosorosea ARSEF 2679 is the source of this 1152-nucleotide messenger RNA. RefSeq lists its product as hypothetical. NCBI's taxonomy places the organism in Eukaryota, Fungi, Ascomycota, Sordariomycetes, Hypocreales, Cordycipitaceae. The transcript has 4 exons. The coding region runs from base 1 to 1152 and encodes 383 amino acids. The record is from RefSeq and is a predicted model, not a curated record.
AUGAUCUUUACCGUCCUCAUCGUCAUUCGCUGGCGGAGGACGCAGGUUCUUGUUAUAACCACCAGCCUCUCCGCGAGGGCGCCGCCGCCAAUCCCACGCCUGCCUCCUCCCGAGCCGCACAACGCCCUCAUCCAUACCGACCUCCAGCCGCCGCUGUCGCCGCGCACCUGCCGCACCCUCCGCCGUCUACAACCCGCGCAGCCGUUCGGGACCGAGGCCGCGAGUCAGGGCAGUGGCGGCGGCGCUCAUCUUCACGCACGAUGGAAGCGGCCGGUAGCUGGUUAUCAGCUGGCAGCCUGGCCGCUGGUUUUUGUUCAGCUGAAUUAUAAGUACUCUGCGCUCGCGGCUGCAACCCUCCUCGUGGCAUCAUCGCUGGGUAUGCCUGAGCUCUCCUCGGGCGGGUCAAAGGCCACGCCCGGACAGCUCAUCGUCGCAAACAACAUGAACCGGCCCUUCCGUCUGGACCCGGGCGCAGAAGGGAAUAUCAUCAUCCAUCAGGGACAGAUGACAGCUAGAGAGACAUCUAUGGAUCUCAUCCUAAGCGAGCAAAAUGCACAACACAGUCAGGCAGAAGUGAGCUACAGCGCUGGCGACCAAGGAACGUAUAACUUUGCCAUCAGGCCAGUCGAAGGCGGGGGCUUCCCCAGAGCAAUCGAGGUGAUCCCCUUGGCACCGCGUCCUUCUUCUCCUCGGUGCCAGCCCUUGGUGUGGUAUCCCGGACAAGGAAAUGCACAGCAAUCUAGGGGCCAGGACCACACGCCGCUCCGCAUCUUCCUCCAUGAAGCCCAAGCCCAUGACCCACCAGCAUUUGGUGCCACUGGCGCCGGCGCAUACUACUUUGCCAAGCGAGAAAUCAACGCCGAUCGAAAGGCGAAGCUCGAGGCUCAUCGCCAGAAACGACAAGAUAUCCGCGCCAUGGAGUACGGCCCUUCGCAGCCCAUGAUCCCGAGCGAGAACGGCGUCGCCACAGCCGCGAACUCUUCCACGAAGCCCGACUACGCCGGGUCGCCCAGCGCCGAGUCCAGCAACGACCCCUCGCCCGCGGGUCAGGACCUAGGUAUCGAAUCCGCUGCGAAGCGAGAAAAGGAAGAUGUCAGCCCAUACGAGAGUAAAGUAGGCUAUCGCAGCCGCAAGGGCGACCGCUUCUCGUGA